UAUAAUAAACUCUACCACACUGCCGCAAAGUGUAAGAAAUUUGGCGGGUAAUGUCACCCUGAGAUGAAAAGAGGAGAAAUCCAACAAUAAGAGGGUUGUUGUUCUUCUGCAGCUCGGGAAAACAUUUUGAUACAAGGAAUUACUUAUUAAGGAUGAGGAGUCGCGGGGUUUGGCGGAUUAACCUGUCCAUCGUUGGCAGACUAAAGAAAGAGUUGUCAACUGCAGCACUAUCCGCCGUGACGAAAAGAUUGCCUUUUUUCAGUCUUCUUCGUUUAUAUUCUACAGAGCUGCAGCCUCAAUUGUCUAUUGACCUCAUUAAAAUGAUGGAACAAAGGAUAUCAGCAAUUGAGAACAGGAAUGCUCAACUUCAGCAUUUUUUAGAUCAGCCGGAAUUGACACCUUCUGAAUAUUCAACGGCCAACAAAGAGCUCAGGAAGCUCAGAGAUUCAGUAGAUCUCAUAAGCGAGUUAAGGGCAAAACAGAAGGAGAUUAAGGAACUGAAAUCAGUAAUAUCUGAAUGUGAAGAUGACAAAGACAUGCAGCAGAUGGCUUCUGAAGUAUUGAGUGAAGCCACAGAAGGAGAGAAGAAAUUUCAGGUUCUCCUUCUAAAGUCAUUACUACCCAAAGAUGAUGCUGACGAGAGGGACUGCAUUCUCGAAGUGAGGGCAGGAACUGGGGGGGAAGAGGCUUCUUUAUUUGCGAUGGACAUAUUCAAAAUGUAUGAAAAAUAUUCUGUGAAAAAAGGUUGGAAGUAUGAGGUUCUAGAAGUCGCUGAGUCUGAUCUUAAAGGAUACAAGGUUUGUCUACCAUGGUUCAUACAUCACCUUAAAUGCUACCUGAAAUAUUUUUACCAUUGUUGGUUUGAAAUUGCGACUGCCAUUGUUGGAACAGAAGGAGCUUGUAAGCUUCCAAUAAUGGAAGCUAUUGCUUCUAUCUCUGGAACCAGUGUGUACAGGAAACUAAAAUUUGAGAGUGGAAUUCACAGAGUUCAGCGAGUGCCCGUGACAGAGAAAGCAGGACGCGUUCACACCAGUGCUGUCUCUGUUGCAAUUCUCCCACAGGCAGAUCAGCUAGAUGUGAAGUUGAGGAAUGAAGAUCUGAGAAUUGAUACUUAUAGAUCAGGGGGAUCAGGAGGUCAGCAUGCAAAUACCACAAACAGUGCUGUCAGAAUCACUCACAUGCCAUCAGGGAUAACUGUUUCCAUACAAGAUCAGCGUUCCCAGCAUAUGAACAAGGCCAAAGCACUAAAAAUAUUAUGUGCAAAACUAUAUGAAAUAGAGCGACUCAGCAAUCAGUCGAGUAGAUCUAAACUUCGAUUGAAGCAGAUUGGCAGUGGGGACAGAUCGGAGCGGAUCCGCACCUAUAACUUCCCUCAAGGACGGGUUACUGACCACCGUGUUGGCAUCACAACUCAUUCCAUUGAUGAUGUUCUGCAGGGAGAUGAUUUGGAUGCUUUUAUUGAUGCUCUCCUAUUGCGGGAGGAAAUGGACGCGAUUGCAUUGUUCAGCUCCACGUAAUGUAGCUUUCAACAAUCUCACUGGCUACCCUUAUAUUUCCUUCAGAUGAAAAGUUCGGUGCAGGGAUCGUGCAGUGAUAUAGUGUUGUUUCCAUUGUGCUUCAAGCUGUUAUAAGAGCAGCGGUUUUUAACCUUCAAAUACUUUAUAUGAAGGGAAAAUAUGUUUAGGUUAGGGAAGAUGGAAAUAAUCGUGCAAGUUUUAUAUAUGCGCAGCAGGUCCUUUUCGUUCUUAUCCUCGGUCCCAAACUCGUGGAGAGGGCGAUUCUCUCUUAGUUUUGUGCCAUGUUCGAGACUGGAAACAUCUGAAAUUGCAACUUCAUUCCGAGUGGGUUUGGUAGGAUAGAAGUCAUUUUCAUGAAAUGUAGUUUUCGGUAUUUGGUUGAUGAGGAAAAUAUUUUCCUGAAAUAAACAUAAAUUGUAGAUUAAAAAUACUAUUAGCACAUAAGAACGUUCUGAUGAAAAUUUUGAAUAUCAAAGAUGAAUAACAAUGGUUAAAUAUUAUUGUAA
This is a messenger RNA of Capsicum annuum, 2023 nucleotides long. RefSeq names its product peptide chain release factor 1, mitochondrial. NCBI's taxonomy places the organism in Eukaryota, Viridiplantae, Streptophyta, Magnoliopsida, Solanales, Solanaceae. Gene Ontology annotation, biological process: translational termination. Gene Ontology annotation, molecular function: translation release factor activity, codon specific. The transcript has 11 exons. The record is from RefSeq and is a predicted model, not a curated record. The coding region runs from base 153 to 1517 and encodes 454 amino acids.